Molecule: messenger RNA, 1768 nt
Organism: Nomia melanderi (Alkali bee)
Lineage: Eukaryota; Metazoa; Arthropoda; Insecta; Hymenoptera; Halictidae
Product: prenylcysteine oxidase 1
Biological process (GO): prenylated protein catabolic process; prenylcysteine catabolic process
Molecular function (GO): prenylcysteine oxidase activity
Source: RefSeq, a predicted model, not a curated record
UUAUCAAUGUUCGGUUGGUAAUGUUGCAAGUGACAGAGAAUAUCGGUGGGGUUCUAAAAUCCGAAGCCUUAACAGAUUAGGCGACAAAAAAGUGUAUUUUUAAUGUGAUUCUAUGUACUUUUAUAUUUCGUUUGCGGCGAAUUUUGAUCGAUAAGCAUGAGCAUAAAUAAGCAGUCUUUAAAAGGUUAUACGUGUAAUAAGAUAAAUGCAAAUUAUGGAACUUCGAAUAAUAUUUUUGUUUAUAUUACUCUUUAAAAGAGGAAUUUCUUUUGAAAAUUGUAAACCAAACAUAGCAAUUAUUGGUGGAGGCAUUGGAGGAGCAUCUACUUCCCAUUUUCUUACAGAAUUAUUUAAAAGUAACCUUAACAUUGAUUUAUAUGAAGCAAAAACUAUUGGUGGACGUUUAGCAACAGUAGAAAUUGAUGAUGACCUGUUUGAAGCUGGUGGUUCGAUCAUACAUCCUCAAAAUAAAUAUAUGCAAGAAUUUGUUAAAUUACUUGGUUUAGAACAUAAACAAACUAAUGAUAAAAAAACUGCAAUUUGGAAUGGUAAUGAAUUUGUGUUUGAGGAAAGUAACUGGAACGUAAUAUCUUUUGCUAAACUACUUUAUAGAUAUGGUACUCAACCAUUCAGCCUUAAUAGAUAUAUACAAUCUAUACUAAAUGACUUUGCAAAGAUAUACGAUUUACAGGAUGCUGGAAAAUAUUUUGAGAAUGUAACAGGUUUACUAUCAGAAAUGAAUAAUGAAUUUCCAAAGUUAUUACAAGUAUCUAUUAAAAAUCAUCUUUUAAAUCUGGGUUAUUCAGAAAAAAUAAUAGAUGAACUUGUUAAAACAACAUUAAUUGUAAAUUACGGACAAGAUACUAAUGUCCAUAGUUUUGUUGGUUGUGUAUCUUUAGCUGGAAUGGGUUUCAGCUUGUGGUCUGUUAAAGAAGGAAAUAAAAAGGUACCUGAACGUUUAAUAUAUGAAAAUCAUAAUGUACAUAUUAUACCUUCAUAUGUUGAAAAAAUUGUUAAUACUGUAAAAGAAAAUGGCAAACAAUCAUAUGAAGUGUAUUACAGUGUUAAAGAUAGUAAAAUUGGUACAACUACAAUGAAAUCAACAUAUGAUAUUGUAAUUAUUGCUACCUCGCUUACCAAUGAUCAACAGUUUCCCAUAGAUUUUGAGGGAUUCCCAAAUAAUGACUUUCAUGGAGCAGAGAAAUAUCAUAAAACUAUAGCUACUUUUGUUAAAGCUGAUUUAAAACCACAUUAUUUUGGUUCAGAGGAAGAAAUUGAUAAUAUCCUUAGUUGUAAUCCUAAUAAAACAAUAAUCAAUUCUGUGGGAAAAUUAAAUUCUGUAAUGGGAAAAAUAGGGAAUAGUAAAGUUUGGAAAAUCUUUAGUAAUGCUCCAUUAAAAUCAGAAGUUCUGAAUAAAAUGUUUUCAAAUAUUACUGAAAUGAAGGAGAUUUCUUGGAAGGCAUAUCCUGAAUAUUCAACACAUAUCCAUGAGGCAAAAUUUAAAUUGCACAAUGCACUUUAUCAUGUGAAUGCUAUUGAAUGGGCAGCCAGUGCAAUGGAAAUGAGUGCAAUAAGUGGGAGAAAUGUAGCACUUUUAUCGUACAAAGAUUACAUUGGAAAACAUAGCUGCAAAACUAUUAAUAGAAUACAAAAUGAUGUACUUGAAAAUACACCAUCCACUGAAUUGUAAUCAAACAAAAUAAUAUUGUUAUAUAAAUAUGUAGACAUCAUUAUUUGAUACUUUGAUUAAUCUGUAUAAAUGAAAUAA